UGCUAUUCACAUUUACGUCUGGUCUCAUCUCGUCUGGUUUGUCUCCGACGCAACAUCGGAGUCUGAAUUGGACCACAGGGGAACGAAACAGUUUGUCAGCACCGUGGUGUGAAGUUAUCGUUGGUGAUUAUUAUAAUAUAUAGCAAAGAUGAAAGUCACUUUGGCAUUAGCGACUUUCUGCCUGGUGGCGGCCUGUGCCGAUGCACAAAAGGGCAGAACCACAACAACCACAGCGACCAAGCCGGGCCGCUUCCUCUCCCUGCCCGUGCCCGCCAAGUGCGCCAGCCGCCCAAAGGAGUUCUCCUAUCGCGGCAAAAACAUGUUCCUAAGCACCCACGUGCCGGCUCUUGCCAACAGGAAGGUCGACUGGUUGGAUGGUCGUAAUCUGUGCCGCGAAUACUGCAUGGAUCUGGUCGCCUUGGAGACCCAAGAGAAGAACAAUCUGAUCUUCCGUGUGAUCCAGCAAAAUGAUGUGCCCUACAUCUGGACAGCUGGUCGCAUUUGCGAUUUCGCUGGCUGUGAGAACCGUCCCGAUCUGGAGCCCAAGCAUGUUUAUGGUUGGUUCUGGUCCGCAACCCGCGAGAAGAUCCAGGCCACCAACCGCAUUCCACAGGGUUGGGGCUACAAUCCCUGGUCGCAGACCGGUCACAAGAAGCGCCCACAGCCCGACAACGCCGAGUACGACAUCAACCAGACCAAGGAACAGUGUCUGUCGGUGCUGAACAAUGUCUACAACGAUGGCAUCGCAUGGCACGAUGUUGCCUGCUAUCACGAGAAGCCCGUCAUCUGCGAGGAUAAUGAGGAGCUGCUCCGCUAUGUGGCGGCCACAAAUCCCGGCAUUCGUCUAUAAGUUUCAGAAGAUGUAAUGCUUCGUAUUGUUUGUGUAAUUUUAAAACUACUUUAUUAUAAUACUCCCUAAAUGAGUUUUUGUAUAAUUUUGUUUAAUGUGUACGACGAAUGCAAGACAAAUAGACUUUAGAAUUUAUAUAAUUCCCCCGAUCUUACCACCUAUACACCACCACUAGGCAUACUCCAGAAAAUGCCGAAUUCCAAAAUUUAAAAAAUUCUAUUCUUUCUAAACUGCCACGAAACUUUACACGUUGUAAACUUUUCGACUACAAAACACACACGAAUCGUAUUUAUAUAAACAAAUCUAAAAUUGUUAAGUACUAGUAUUCACUGGAAUUUCGCCCUGCUCUUGAAAUCUCUUCAGCACAAUUCUAUUGCCGCCCAAAACAAAGAGAUUUAAUAAAAUGUAAAAAUCCAUAAAAAAAAA
Drosophila innubila is the source of this 1276-nucleotide messenger RNA. RefSeq lists its product as uncharacterized. The record is from RefSeq and is a predicted model, not a curated record. The transcript is spliced from 3 exons. NCBI's taxonomy places the organism in Eukaryota, Metazoa, Arthropoda, Insecta, Diptera, Drosophilidae. The coding region runs from base 149 to 850 and encodes 233 amino acids.